AUGACUCAUGGGUUUCCCUAUGACGAGGUGGAUCCGCUGACUUGCCAGCCUGUAUCUCGCGACUACGAGGAUAUCAACAAUACAUGGAAAAACGAUGCGAUGGGCAACUAUUCACUCACUCUUUUCGACACAUUGGACGCAUUUGUGGUGCUUGGGGACAGACAGGGCUUUGAACGCAAUAUUCAACUAAUCAAAGACACGUACCAGGAUUUUAAUAUUGACGCAAACAUCCAGGUUUUUGAGACCACCAUUAGAGUUUUGGGAGGACUAUUGAGUGCGCAUUUAUACGCUUCCGACGAGCGGCGAGGGUAUAGUAUAGAAAACUACGACGGGUUUCUUCUCCGUCUGGCAUACGAUCUAGGGAAAAGGCUUGUUCUGGCAUUUGAAAACAAGUCGGGAGUGCCUUAUCCGCGCACAAAUCUCAGGUACGGACCGCAAAAAGUGCCCAAAAGCCUGCAACGAGAGCAAUGCACGGCAGGCAUUACUUCUCUAGUUUUAGAGUUUGGACUGCUCUCUCGACUGACCAACGACCCGAUCUUUGAGCUUGUCUCCAGAAAAACGUUCCUCAACAUCUGGUCCUCGAAAACCGUGCUUGGAUUGUUACCAAUGUCUGUGGAUGCGCGGUCCAACGUUUUCACGGACCAGGUCACGGGAGUUGGGGCGUCCAUCGACUCGUUUUACGAGUAUGCUCUAAAAUACUCCAUAUUAUUCGACGACGAAAUAUUCAACGAUAUUUGGCAAGAGUCUUACAAGGCCCUGCUUAUGCAUUCACAAAAUUCAGUUGGCAUAUUCACGAACAUUCACGCCUCCAAUGCAGCCGCGGCAAGGGAAUGGAUCGAUGCUCUAGGGGCAUUUUUUCCCGGGUUGCUGGUGUUAGCUGGAGACCUGAAAAACGCUUUUGACUUCUACACGGUAUAUUUCAAGCUGUGGAACACUUACGGAGCCAUUCCCGAACGAUGGGAUUUUUCUGGGUUCCGUUGGAGCUACGCCAACAGGGACUCGAAGCCGUACCAUCUUUUGGAUAGCUUGCCAGGAAUGUCUCGUGAGGAAACGAAGGUCGCGUUGAUGAACGAUGCCGUCCUUCUUGAAUGGUACCCUUUACGUCCUGAGUUCAUUGAGUCGACGUACUUCCUUUAUAGAGCGACUCAGGACCCGUUUUUCUUGCGCGUUGGCGAGGCCAUUUUGCGUCGUUUCGAAACAGAGUUCUAUGCUCCUUGCGGAUUUGCAGGCAUUGACGACAUCAGGCUGGGCACCAGACAGGCACGGAUGGAGAGCUUCGUUUUGAGCGAAACGCUCAAGUACCUGUACUUGCUAUUUGACCCUGAAAAUGAUCUGCAUACAAAAAACGGUGCCGCUAUAUUUUCAACCGAGGCGCAUCCAUUUUGGUUCGACGACAAGCUAAAAGUGUACAAUAUGCGCCAGGACAUUGCAAUUCCAGAAACAACGGAGAAAGGUGUGAUGGAGGCGGUUUGGGAUAAACUGUUUGCGCAGACUCCGCCCCAGGAAGUGGACAUCCAAUUUGCAAAACUAAGGCUCGAGAAAAACACACUCCCUGACUACACACCUAUAAUACUAACUCAAAAGAUGAAGGAAGCAUUGGACAGAUACCACAUCAAAUACCCUUCUAACUUGGAGCUGGAAAAACGUAUCUUUGUCAACCCCAAAGUGUAUCAGCUGCUCAAACCGUAUAUGGCAGAGAAAGACUCAAACAGAGUUAUUGAGGAAAUGAACCUGACUUUAGAUCCAGACUACUUGGGCCUGACCAAAUGCCAGGCGUUCUCACAGGACCACACAUUUGUGCACUCCAAAAUCCUCCAGUAUCCGAUGUUCUACAGAGUGAAUGAUAGGUACCAAGUUGCUCUGCACAGCCCUCCUUAUUAUAGAGACACAACCGAUGUUGAGAUCGAUGAGCCUUUCUACGAUGUGUUUGGAACGAACGGAAUGGUGUCAUUCCCGACGCAGUCGACAGAGGAUUUUGACGCUUUGAUUGGAUCGUUGGAGGGAGUUAGAGAUACACGUAUUUACCGAGUGGUGGCAGGACCAAAUUACGAACCAAACGAAAAUGCUACUGUGCCGGUACUCCCGCAGGAUCUGUAUAUUCCUGCGCUCGACAACCUCCGGAUGACCUUUGAACGGGUGACUCCUGGAAGGAUCGACCGAUACGGCCAGAUCGUCGAAGUGGACCCAUACAACUGCUCGUUGAGGCUGCUCAAAAUUAAUGGGUGCAAUCUGGAGAUGGACGACAUAGUCUGGAUCGACUACGGCUGGCUCAGAACGUCUAAUCCAUAUGGCAAUAUCGGGUACACACAACACGGGUUUCUCACCAUUAAUGGAGAAUUGGUUGCAAACGUUCGGAUAAUUCCAGAUUGA
Messenger RNA from Ogataea angusta, 2370 nucleotides. RefSeq lists its product as uncharacterized. Gene Ontology annotation, molecular function: calcium ion binding; mannosyl-oligosaccharide 1,2-alpha-mannosidase activity. The record is from RefSeq and is a predicted model, not a curated record. Gene Ontology annotation, cellular component: membrane; endoplasmic reticulum. Lineage: Eukaryota; Fungi; Ascomycota; Pichiomycetes; Pichiales; Pichiaceae. The transcript has a single exon. Gene Ontology annotation, biological process: endoplasmic reticulum mannose trimming; carbohydrate metabolic process; mannose trimming involved in glycoprotein ERAD pathway. The coding region runs from base 1 to 2370 and encodes 789 amino acids.